ACUUAUUGAAGUGUAGUAUAAAUAUCACAUUUGCAACUGGUCACUGUUAAAAAAAAACAUAUGCUGGGAAAUCACUUCUAGGCGUUCUGAAGAAGAAGAAAAACCUCAAGACCUUCGAGUUUGGUUUCAUUUCACUGCAGACCACCACAGCAACUGAAAGCAAGUCAUGGCAGUACAAUCUACUACUAUUGUGACAACCCAGCAUGUCUCAUCUGGUACCUGGACUACAGGCCUCUGUGACUGCUGUUCUGAUAUGGGCACUUGUUGUUGUGCCCUUUGGUGUUUCCCCUGUAUGCAGUGUCAGACUGCAUCUCAGUUUGGCUGGUGUUUCUGCAUGCCCUUGCUGGACUGCUGUCUGCUGGUUUCCUGCUGUCUGCGUCAGAAAAUGAGAGAACAAUAUAACAUUAAUGGUUCCUGCUGUGAUGACCUUUGCACUGUCUGCUGCUGUUAUACUUGUGCCUGGUGUCAGAUGUCUCGAGAAAUCAAGAUUCGUGCUCGUUCUGGCGCUGUAGUCACCCAGCAAAUCAUACACAGUUAGAGUUUUGCAGUGAGUCUUGGUAGUGUGGGUAAAAAGUAGGUGCAGGUGGUGAAAACGGAUGCCCUCUCUACCUAGUGGUGAUAUGGAAACAGCAAAGUCACUUCACUUCACUCAUGCUUCACUGUUUGUUUGUUUUUUUGCAAUGUUUUUCUCUUAUGUUCUGCAACCAAUACUCAGAUAUUUGUAACUCACUUUUUUCAUUCUGAUAAAAAUUACAAAAAAUAAGCACAGCAUAGACAUAUGUUACAUGAAAAACAGAUCUUUGUUGCUUCAAUAUGUUAUAGUACAAAUACAGGUUUACAAUCAUUCAGUUUUGUAUUAGAUGGAACAUUUCAAUGAUAAAAUAAGGUAAUUAUAAAACCUGUUCUGCCAUGUUUGUUUGAUUAUAUUUGUGCAAGUGCUUACUCUUCUUAAUCUUAGGUGUGAAAACAAGACCAAAACUUGUGACACCAUCUAUUUUCAUAUUCAUAUUCAUUUGUGUAUUUCUAUAUAAAAGUCAUGUACACAAAAUGCAAAUAAAAGACUCUUGAAUUCUGAA
This is a messenger RNA of Carassius gibelio (silver crucian carp), 1076 nucleotides long. RefSeq names its product placenta-specific gene 8 protein. The transcript is spliced from 5 exons. The coding region runs from base 167 to 538 and encodes 123 amino acids. The record is from RefSeq and is a predicted model, not a curated record. Lineage: Eukaryota; Metazoa; Chordata; Actinopteri; Cypriniformes; Cyprinidae.